This is a messenger RNA of Antechinus flavipes (yellow-footed antechinus), 705 nucleotides long. RefSeq names its product protein S100-A12-like. Lineage: Eukaryota; Metazoa; Chordata; Mammalia; Dasyuromorphia; Dasyuridae. The record is from RefSeq and is a predicted model, not a curated record. The coding region runs from base 142 to 474 and encodes 110 amino acids. Gene Ontology annotation, cellular component: cytoplasm; extracellular exosome. The transcript has 3 exons. Gene Ontology annotation, biological process: endothelial cell migration. Gene Ontology annotation, molecular function: calcium ion binding.
UCACUGACAACAGUCCUAGAACCUAAGCAAGGCAUCCCUAUAAAUGUCAGGUCUGCCCCACUCACUCUGUGGGACUCUCUGUGAAGCAGCCAGCUCUCCUCUGGAUUCUUUUGUGUUGAGAGAUCAAAGUCAACUAACACAAUGGAACCUUGUACACUGAAAGAUUCCCUGAAAAUCAUCAUUGAUACCUUCCACAAAUACUCAGGCCAGGGUGGUGACCGAGAUGCUCUGAAUAAGAAGGAAAUGAAGCAGCUGUUGACCAAAGAGAUGCCACAUUUCAUCAAGAAUUCCAAGGACCUGCAAUGUGUCCCACGCCUCUUUCAGGAGCUAGAUACAAAUCAAGACAAUGAUGUUAACUUCAAGGAGUACGCUGUGAUGAUAGCACGCCUGACCAUGGCCUCUCAUGAAAAGAUGCAUGAAAAUGCACCAGACAAGGAUCAUCACAGCCACGGGCCUGGCUUGGAGGGAAAGUAAUCAGGGAGUUCUCACUGUGGUGGUGGACAUGGGCACUAACACUGAUGGUAGAGAGGCAAAAUCUCCCUCUCCCAUUCAACUUUCCUUCCUUUACCAUAUCCCCCCAUCAAGGAAAUGUUUCAACUCCACAGAGGCAGAAGAAGGAGGGCAAAAAAUAAUAGGGAAGGGGGUGCUGGUGUCCUAAUGCCCUUAGCAAUAUGAUUGGAGACAAUAAAGGUUUUCUUUGAUCCA